Aspergillus calidoustus is the source of this 3316-nucleotide messenger RNA. NCBI's taxonomy places the organism in Eukaryota, Fungi, Ascomycota, Eurotiomycetes, Eurotiales, Aspergillaceae. The record is from the annotation of a GenBank genome assembly.
UAGUUGUGGGUACGCCACGGUCGGAGAUGGAUGGUGCGAACUUUAUGGAAAUCGAUUGGUGCCAGGGCCUGGACUUGGAUUUUGUCAAUCUUGGAGCCUCAACUCUGUUCCAACCUCUUCAAGGCGACCGUGACCCAUACGCGAUCGAGGUUGCGGAACCUGCUAUAGCGGACUUCUACCCCCAAGCGAAUGGAUUCCUACCUACCGCCUCCCUCGAUUUCAGCAACUCUACGCCAGGUGCAAGUCUGCCAGUAUCAGCAAUAUCCACGGACGGGAACAAUUACGCCCAGGACAUUCCGGACGCCAUUAUCAGCGAAAUUGUGAGAGAGAGUCGCUGGCUUUUAUGGCAGACCCACACAGAGGGUCAUGAAACUCACCAUGAUGUACUUUCACGCCUUGAGCCCAUUACGAUUGGAGAUGUUAAUAGUGAUUUAACAAGAAGAGCGGAGGCGAUUUUUCAGGCACCCGACAAGGAGCAUCUGGUUCACUAUCUAAAGCUCUGCAUCUACCUGUCCUCUAACAACCUGAUGUCCCAGUGCUCAACAGAUAGCUUGGUGUCGCUGAUUGCGAGAAGCAAUUCUUACUGGAGACUCAAGGCGCUGAUAAGGUCAACAACCAACACGACAAUGGAGAUAUUCAUGAGCAACCUGUUAGCUAGUGCGGCUGCUAUAGGAGACACAGAGGUUUGCCGAUUGCUUAUCGCGGCCGGGGCGGACCUGGACGCCCAUAGCGGGCAGACAGUGCGAACAACCGCCCUUCACCGGGCCCUUCUCCGCGAUCAAAGAGAGUGUGCGAGGAUGCUUCUGGAGGCCGGCGCAGACGCAAACCUCAUGGUUGAUGGGGAGACGCCAUUACACAUCGCAUGCUCCAAGCGCAACGCAAUUGACGUGGUUUGUCUCUUACUUCAAUUCGGAGCUCAUGUUAAUCCACCGCAAGACUGUGCCGAGCUCACGCCCUUGCAAAUUGCCGUGGAAAGGGAUGAUCUCGAGCUGGUGCGCCUCCUUCUUGAGCAAAAGGCAAAUCCAAAUGCUUUCACAACAUCCAAGGAGGGUACGGCUCUACAAAUCGCAUGCGCCAACUCGAUGAAUGCGAGUGUGGUCGAGCUUUUAUUGCGUGCGAACGCAGACAUCGAUACCCGCCCGGGCUACCUACGUGACAAGCAGGUCCCUCAUCCUUUGGCGGAUAGCGAUGAUGAAGAUUUAGAUUGUAUCGAAAUCUCCACCUCCCUUAAACCUGCUAUCCUUAUAGCGGCCGACAACGAUAAUUGGGAAGUGGUCCAGCUUUUGUUGGAGGAGGGCGCGGCUGUCAACGCCAGCUUGGGAAGAUGUCCAGGCCGUUUUUUCAAUGACCAUAAUGGAGAUUAUGAUACACCGACCGUAUACACGCCAUUACAAGCAGCCGUCCGAUCCGAAAAAAUCACCAUGACCCGCAUGCUUUUAACCGCUGGGGCACAAAUUGAUGCGAGGCCAAGGGGCGAACACGGCCAUACGGCGCUCCAAAUAAGCGCUAUGGUUGGCAAUGAGAGGCUGAUCGAGAUUUUGCUGCGAAAGGGAGCGGAUAUCCACGCCCCAGCCGGUGUCUAUGGUGGACGGACAGCACUUCAGGCCUCUGCUCGACAUUCCGAUACCAGGAUUCUGGCGAUCAUGCUCAGGGAAGGGGCAGAUGUAAACGCACCCCCAGCGAGGCAUCAGGGAAGGACUGCUCUACAGAUAGCAGUUGCAGCUGGUAGCACAGAAGGAGUCAAAAUGCUCCUUGAUGCGGGAGCAGUGGUCGAUUCAGAUCCGAGCCUCACUGAAGGGGUUACGGCCCUGAAAGAAGCUAUUCGAAUCAAGGACCUAUCGAUCAGGGAUGAAAUACUUUACCUCCUUCUGCGGGCCGGGGCUUACACUGAAGUCACCAAAGGUCCAGAUUACCACGCGCCUCUACACGUCGCGGUGGAAAGCGGAGAUGAGAAAAUCACUGAAAGGCUCCUGAGGAAAGGCGCGAGCGCGAAUUUGGGGUUUUGUGCCGAAACAAGACUUACUCCCUUGCAGAAAGCCUCCUCGGAAGGGCGAGAGGAUCUAGUGCGACUCUUGCUAGACGACGGAGCAGAUGUCAACUACCCAGCUCAUGAAUAUCGGGGCCGCACAGCCUUGCAAGCAGCAGCUGAGCGCUGCCAUGUACCAGUGGUCAAGUUGCUCCUGAUGCAUGGAGCAACGAUAAAGUCAAAGAGAGCUAAAAAUAAGGGGAUCUCAGCGAUAGAGGGCGCCGCUCUGCAAGGCUCUCGGGAACUUGUCGAGCUUUUCCUUGCUAAGGAGCCCGAUGUCAUAUCGUCCGAUCCAAUCGCAAAACAGCGAGUCAUCGGGCUCGCCUUGACUUCCUUCAGAUGUGACGUGCCUAUGUUAGAGCUCCUGCUAGAGGGAGGAGCAGAUGCUAAAGGUGGUUCGCGCUCCCCAUUAGAAAGACCAUUGCUUCAGACGGCAGUAGAACUCGGCAAUUAUCACAUUGUCCAGUGUCUAGUUUCCGCAGGCGCAAACCUUAAUCACCGCUGGAAACGCGAAUCGGCUGGUAACGUCACUGCUCUUCAGGCCGCUGUUAGCAGCCGCGAUAUUGACAAGGUCCGCUUACUGCUCGAGAGAGGGGCUGAUGUCAAUGCACCAGCAAAUGAGAACGGAGGGAGAACUGCAUUGCAGAUGGCAGCAUCGCAGAAUAAUCGCACAAUAGUGGACCUGUUAAUGCAUCAUGGCGCUGAUGUUAAUAGCUUGCCCAGUCCCCGGCAGGGCCGCACGGCCCUCCAGGAAGCUGCAAGCUCUGGUUUCCUGCAGCUUACCGAAUACCUGUUAGCCCAUGGUGCCCAACCUAAUAUGCGUGCAGCACAUUUUGGCGGAGUAACAGCUUUGCAAGGGGCAGCAAUUUACGGCAAUAUCCGAAUUGUGAUGAUGUUGCUUCAAGCAGGGGCAGACAUCAAUGGAGCGCCUGCUAUCGAGCAGGGAAGAAGUGCCAUCUCUGGUGCUGCAGAGAAUGGCAGACUGGACACGCUAAACCUCCUAUUGAACUAUCACCCAAACACAGAAGAGUUUGAGAUUAGAAAAAAGCAGGCUGCCAAAUUGGCCCUGGCAAACGGUCAUUUGGCGAUCGGAAGAUUUUUGCUGGCAUAUCGGAAACAUUCUUCGAAUAUAUGAAAUGCUGCGACCUAUUACCUUGUGCUGUCUAUGCCAGGGUGCGACUCAAAUCUUCUUGAGGGUCCAAGUCAAACUAGCUCUUAUUGUCUUAUUAUUCUCUGCUAUUCUUGGACAUAGCACUAGUAGGGCUUAUAUAUGUUCAAAAAAUGUUGCUA